ACCUGAUUUUCCAGCCGUCUCAGAGAGAUUACAGGCCGCGUCAGUUGCACCAAAUUGCUGCUACGCUCCACACGUUUCGUGCGGAACGCUAUUUUCUGGAUGUUUGUGUGCCUAAAAACCUGCAGUAGAUUUAUAAAAAUCCCCAGGCGUUGCCAUAUCAGCGAGCGGCAGCCAGACACGCGCUCGAUUGAGGUAAAGAAGAGCGCGAGCGAGAGAGUAAGUGGGCGAGCCCGUGAGAGACACCGUUAGCUGCUGCUGUGUGCGUGAGCGUCCGGAACUGAGCAAAUGUCUGACGACGAGGCCAAUCGGUACGGCGGCAACGCUGGCAGCUGCUCCCAACGUAUACGUAAUGUCCUGACGCUUGAGGAGCGCGUGGAAGUCAUUCGCCAAUAUGAUAUUAUGCCCAUGUACAGCAAACUGGCUAAGAAUUUCAACUGUAGCUGGGAGCAAAUCAAGAGCAUUAUCUCAAAUCGGGAACCCAUUAUGGAAUUCUAUGAAGCGACGCGCCACAACAGCAGACAGCCCAAUUCCAAGUUCGAGGAGCUGCGCAGACGCAAAAUCAACUUUCUGGGUCAUUGCUUGUACGAGUAUAUACAGCGUGCCCAGUUCCAUUUGGGUGUGGACAUCAACGAGGAGCUCAUACGCACCAAGGCAUUGGAAUUUCAGACGUUGAUGGGCAUCGAACAUUUCGUGCCCCACAAGUCGUGGAUCAAUCACUUCAAGGCGGCCUACAACAUAACGCUCUCGAAUCGCCAGAUAACAAUGACACGUAAGCCACCCCGUUCUCUGGAACUGCGGGAUAUUAUGUCCUACUGUGGCAAGAACAUCCCAUCAUCGGACAGCAGUAAGCUGCCGGAUUUACCUGCUCCUCCAGUGGCGCUCAACACGCAGCAAGCUGUCGCACCACUGCAGGUCAGCACGCCGGCAACAGCUGGACGAGCUGCAUUGCUGUCACCGCGGAAGCCCGUGGAUAUACGUUCCUUGUAUCGCACCAAAACCCUGGUGGCUGCUUCUAGCCAGAAUCAGGCCACACUGGAUGAGCUGCAGCUGCGGCGCAAGCGCAAGAUCAACUUCCUGGAGAAGGCGCUGUUCGAGUACAUUUCACGCUCGCAGUUUCACCACAAGAACAAAGGUCGCCUGGAUGUGGAUCAUCUGCGCGAGGUGGCCAUUAAUCUGCGCGACAUACUGAAGAUUGAGAACUUCUUUCCGGAUCGCACGUGGUUCAAUCACUUCAAGAGCCACUACAACUUUAGCUUCUCGCAGGGCGUGCAUUACAACAUGAUGUUGCGCCGAGUGCCACUUUCGCUGGAUCUGCGCGACAUCGUCAGCUACUGCGGCAGGCAUGAGCAGCGGGAACAGUCGCAGGGGAACAUUACACUAACGCCUAAGGAAAGUCAAGAUCCCGCUCGUUUUGUACAUGUGCCCAUGGUGGAACCGAAGCCGGAGGAAACAAUUAAGGAAACCAAUAAUAUUGUCGAUGACGACGACGAUUGUGUGGCCAUUGAGACGCCCACGGAACUGAUCGAAAUUAAGGAUGAUGACGAUGAGCAAGAUAAAGUCAGUGUGUGCGAUGAGCGCAGAGAUCUCAAGCGCCCAGCAGCAGCAGCAGAAGAUAGUCCUGUACCGAACCUGCCUCUCAAGAUACAAAAGAUCGAAUCUUUGAAUCCUAUUGCACACAGUCCGGGUCACUUUUCCGAGGAUAGCGCCGAUGGCGAGCUGCCGCGCUGCGUGGAAAACUAUAAGGAUGCGCUGCGGCUGCUAAAGCCGCUGGAGGAGUUCGCACUGCUGGAGGAGAACUAUCGUGCCAUUGGACUGCUCACCCAGCUCGAAAAGAUUUUCGAAGGGGCGGCCAAUCGGGCACAGAAUGACAACGACUGCAAUUAGAAUCCCUUCAAUGGAAUCAGACAUUUGCUAUUGAAAACCCUCACUACAAAUUUGACCAAAAAAUAGAUUGCUGGCUUAGUUUUAUAAGUGCGUGUAUAUAUAGAGCAUAAAAUGAUUACGUAUGUAUUAAGAGCCUUGCUCGAUAAAUGUUGGGAGUAUGGAAAACCAACCCUUGUUUGAUUAAUGUUGUUAUAAAUACUUAUGUGUGCACAUAAA
Drosophila montana is the source of this 2100-nucleotide messenger RNA. RefSeq lists its product as uncharacterized. The record is from RefSeq and is a predicted model, not a curated record. The transcript has 4 exons. Gene Ontology annotation, molecular function: DNA binding. Lineage: Eukaryota; Metazoa; Arthropoda; Insecta; Diptera; Drosophilidae. The coding region runs from base 286 to 1884 and encodes 532 amino acids.